AUGUCCGCUCCCAACGCCGGCCGUCAGUCCCCCGAGCCUGAGCAGCAGGACGCCAAGCAGCAAUCCGCCCCCACCUCCAGCAACCCCAACCAGCAGGGCGCCGAGCCUGAGCAGGGCUCCCAGCAGGCCUCCAAGGACCAGUUGGCCAACCUCAAGAGCAACCCCACCGGUCCCCUCGACCAGGCCGCCAAGGACAAGACUUCUAAGACAACCUAG
This is a messenger RNA of Aureobasidium vineae, 216 nucleotides long. NCBI's taxonomy places the organism in Eukaryota, Fungi, Ascomycota, Dothideomycetes, Dothideales, Saccotheciaceae. The record is from the annotation of a GenBank genome assembly.